Molecule: messenger RNA, 2608 nt
Organism: Fusarium odoratissimum NRRL 54006
Lineage: Eukaryota; Fungi; Ascomycota; Sordariomycetes; Hypocreales; Nectriaceae
Exons: 2
Coding region: 991-1698 (235 amino acids)
Source: RefSeq, a predicted model, not a curated record
GACCUCUAGCUGACCUCAGAGUGAGCUAUCUUAGCUACCUACAUUCGCUACUGUCGCUUCGCCAUCUAUGUCCCCUUUCCCCCUUGGGACACCGGCCAGGAGCACACCACACAUGAUAGGGUGUCUCCAGUCUUGACUCGCUUCUCCAUGCUUGUUGCUGUUAUCUCCAUCCAGCUUGACUUUACCCUAGUCUCCCACCCAGACGACAAGUGUCGAUUCACGCAUCACGAGCCAGCUUGCGCCAGAUGCUGCUUCGCCUUACACCCAUGCCUGCCCUGUGUACUGCCACCCUUGCCUUUCUCCAGUCUUCGGUCUUAGAACUGGUUAUCUUCUGGCUGUCCUUCUAUCAAGCUACCUAACUAUGGUUAUAUCUGUCCAAAGGUUGGCCCGGGUGGAGUCCGCUGUGUUCCCCGACAGCUACCCUGGCCAUGUCAUUGACCCUUGAACAUUACUCUGGAGCUCUAGCAGUACAAGCUGGUACUCUCUUCCAAUUCCGACCGCAGCUGUUUCUAGAAAUCGGCGUCUCUUACAGUUUCAAGUCCAUACUGCCCUUUACCUUUGUGUAUUACACAGAUGACUCCUACCUUCGCCUCACUAAUCAAUGUGCGAUUUGAGCCUCACCUUGGCCAAUAUCAUCCUGGACUGCACUAGUUGUCCCCCCCCCCUUCACUCUUUUACUUUCUCAAGCAUAUAACCACCUCUCUGGUCCCUUCUAUGGCUUCGAUUGUUAGACCAUUAUCAUAAGAUCAAGUCUCAUGCACCAAACUUCUUCUCUUCCCUUCCAGGACCGCCAUCAAGAUAUUACUUUGGUUGCGGCCUAUACUUGUUCUAUCUUUACAUCAUCUACUUCCCUCCGUAAACUUAUUCACAAGCCCUUGGCCCGUCCUCUUAAACACCCGUGGUUGCUGCCUUCUCGCUGAUUGACUUGUACUAUAUCAGCUUCUUUGCUCAAGUUUCCCCUACCAACGAGACAAGUUUUCAUCAGACACAAUGGGAUCCAACUACUGGAACAACAACAGUUGGUAUGAUGCCUCGUCACCACAGGACCAGGCCUCGUCACCAUCUGGAUACUCCUUCGACUAUUAUCAGUCACAGCCUUUGGUCAGAUAUGGUAGUUCUGGCAGUAACUCCCAGGCUUCCACCAGGGGCCCCGAGUCACCUACAGACGGCAGCUACUACACUCUGCAUGGCUCACCAACUAUGGACGAUGCUGUUUAUCAGCAAAGCCCUAGCUAUCAACAGCAUUAUACCUCUGGUCAGACAAGGGCCGGAGAAUCUUCUGUGCCACGGGGCGAAGCUGGAAAUGACUGGCCAGUCUCUUGCCUUCACCCUGGUUGUACUGCUCGCCCUUUCAAGCGUACUGCCGACCUCAUUCGUCACUACAAGAACACGCAUGCUCCCGAAUCGAGCAAGGAUGUCUAUCUGUGUGACUAUCCUCGAUGCACUCGCUUUCGUGAGCCCUUCCACCGUCGCGAUCACUUCCGAGACCAUCUCCGCGAGUACCACUGUGAAGAUAUCAUGAAGCGCGGCGCCACUGUUAACGAAGAGUGGCUCGAAGGUCGCUACACUCCUUCUACUUGGUGGCGCUGCCCCCGAUGCCUUGUCAGAGUCAACAUCUCAAAGCACGGCUACGAAUGCCCCGGGUGUAAGACAUCGUGCGAGUCUAAGCGCAAAGAGAAGCGCCGCAGUCGAUCUUGAGGUGUGUGGGCAGAGAUACGGCCUUGCCCAUACAAUCAGCCAACCACGACGCACCAAGCAUCGCAUUGGAUGGCUUGAAACUACACUUCUGUUUCACUCUGGGCUUCUUCUAUCAGCAAGCUUACACAGACAAACCAGUGGCAUAGUACUGAUCGCCAGCUCUGCAUUAUUGCUUUGGCCAGCUCACCGACACUCAGCACCAUCUCGCCAUUAGCCUAGCUGAGCAGCCAGCAGCUCUUGUAUACAUAUUGUUACAUCAAGGACAACAAAACAACCUACGCAAGGCAUCUUUUUUCUUUUUGUGCAUAGACAUGCAGCGAGGAAACCAUUUUCUGCAACCGUCUUCGAAGCCAGGCUUUCUCAGCCUUGGCCUUUUCCCUUCCUCAUUCCUGGCAUCCACACUCACACUCUCUAAGACAUCCUCAAGAUCAGCAAAAACGCCUAUGCGUUGCAGAUCUUAUCCCCACUGGGGGGUUGCAUCACGCUGAGGCUGACUUGAGAGAAUUGUUCUAGAAGCGGGGCUGUUUGCGGGGAUUAUUUCAGCGUGGCUGUGUGUGUCAUGCACGAUGCUUCUGUCAUGCUUCCAUUCCUUCUUUCGAGUUUCCCUUCUUGGCUAAGACUUCUGGGGUCUUACUGGGGCCUAAGACUCUACUGAAGGCACCGAGAUAAGACGUCUUGGUUAUUGGGGGGGGAUGAUGAUCACGCAGUGACGUUUAUGAUGAUAUAUGAGGUCGAUCCUAUUUCUUAGAGGCUGGUGUUCUUUACAUAGACGGUGGGGAUUUUGUUCGUUCUACACAGUUUUGGUUUCUGGCGCAUUUAGAGGAUUUCUUUUUCUGUAUACACCCUUGUUGUAUUUUACAUGUACAUAUGAUCCCAUGAUACCUACAGUGUCCUACCUCGGAAAUGUUAG